AUGGCGUCCACCUCCGGCAGCGUCCUCCCGACGCACACAACCCCGUCCGCCCCCGCCGACCCUGCUUCCUCCUCCACCAAGCCCGCCACCACCUCCCCCAACCCACGCCGGCGCUGCCUCUGCAUCUGCCUCCUCAUAACCCUCGCCUUCCUCGCCGCGCUCGCCAUCACCCUCCUGGUCCUCUUCCUCACGGUCCUUCGCGUCCGCGACCCCACAACCCGCGUCGUCUCCACCCGACUCUCCGGGAUCGCGCCCCGCCUGACCUUCCCGGCCGUCUCGCUCCAGCUCAACAUAACCCUCCUCCUCGUGGUGUCAGUCCACAACCCGAACCCGGCCUCCUUCGCGUACGCCGCCGGGGGCCACACGGACCUCACCUACCGGGGCGUCCAGGUCGGGUCCGCGGAGAUCUACCCGGGCCGGAUCCCGAGCCGCGGCGACGCCAACGUCAGCCUCGCGCUCACGCUCCAGGCCGACCGCUUCGCGUCCCACCUGCUACAGCUGAUCGGCGACGUCGAGGGCGGCGCCAUGCAGCUCGAGGCCGCCACCAGGAUCCCCGGGAAGGUCAACAUCCUGGGCCUGUUCAAGCGCCACGCCGUGGCGUACUCGGAUUGUAGCUUCGUCUUUGGUGUUCCUGAGAUGCGGGUGCGCUCCCAGCAGUGCCGCAACCGCACCAAGCUCUAG
Miscanthus lutarioriparius is the source of this 681-nucleotide messenger RNA. The record is from the annotation of a GenBank genome assembly. Lineage: Eukaryota; Viridiplantae; Streptophyta; Magnoliopsida; Poales; Poaceae.